AUGGCCUCCGAUUUGAAGGCGCAGAUACAGAGUUAUCUGGUCGAAUCAGGAAACUACGAAAAAAUAUCCAAUGCAUUGAAUGACAAAUUGUUGCAAGACGGAUGGGCUGAUAAAGUGAGAGACCUCACAAUGCAAGAGAUUAGAAGCAGUAAUCAAGCGAACUACAAGGACGUUCUUGAAAAAAUCGAACCACAGGCAUUAGAAAUGGUUUCGCAAAACACAAGAGAUGAUACAUUAGCCCAAAUCAAAGCAUUUCUAGAAGACAUCGUGGAGACUGAAUAA
Messenger RNA from Huiozyma naganishii CBS 8797, 282 nucleotides. RefSeq names its product Sus1p (gene SUS1). Gene Ontology annotation, molecular function: chromatin binding; transcription coactivator activity. Lineage: Eukaryota; Fungi; Ascomycota; Saccharomycetes; Saccharomycetales; Saccharomycetaceae. Gene Ontology annotation, biological process: poly(A)+ mRNA export from nucleus; regulation of transcription by RNA polymerase II; positive regulation of DNA-templated transcription. The transcript has 3 exons. The coding region runs from base 1 to 282 and encodes 93 amino acids. Gene Ontology annotation, cellular component: DUBm complex; SAGA complex; nuclear pore. The record is from RefSeq and is a predicted model, not a curated record.